AUGGCGAUGAGCGACUUCAGGCACGGCGUGCAGGCGGCGCAGGGGCACGUGUACCUGUCGGCGAGAAACACCGAUAUGCUGAGCCGCGUCUCCGCCGCCGUCCAGGACAGUCUCUUCCGGCAACCGCCGAAGGUCAGCCCGCAGCUGGCGCGGAGCGCACCGACGUGGCGAAGGCUGUUGGGCAAAGAGGCGUCGGCGGGGUCCACGCCGCGCGCGACGGCAGAGGCGCGGCUGCAGGGCAACGACGCGGGCACGCCGCAGCAGCAGCAGCAGCAGCCGCUGCCAUUGAGCUCCUCCUAUUCCGCGGACGCGGGUGGGCGGCGCGCGCAAAGCCCCCACGUGGGUGUUGAGCCCCGCGGCGGCAGCGAGGAAGCGGUGGUAAUGGAGACCGUCUCCGCAACCUCCACGCGCUUCAAAAGCCCCUACGAGCCGCUUAUGCCGCCCGCCUGCGGGCCGGCGUCAGCGCCCGCACACAGCACUGCGGCGGGGGAAAUUCACGAGGCGCUGGAGGAGAACCAAGAGACCCACGCGGAAGACGAACACCGCGAGGAAGGUGUCAAUCUUCCAGGAAAACGGUACCGGCCGCACCCGCUGCUUCUUGCCAUCUUGGAGCGGGUUCGCGCCUCCUGCACGGCGGAGGAGCAUGCGAGCGACCGGGCGGAGCGGGAUUUCAACACCAUGAUGGAGUCUAGAGAAAGAGCGCUGCGCACCAAACUGUCGAGUGCCUUUUCGAUGAUUUCGCCCAGCGACAAGGGCUGCAUUGCCUUCUUGCAGAAGAUGGAGGCACGUGUCGCCAUCGCGAAAAAGCUCUUUGAGGUGCAGAGAUACGAGGAGGGGACGAUGCGGAUGACAGAGUGCGCGUUGCGGCUUGAGGUCGCGGCGAUGCGUGCGCUGCUCCGCCAGAUUGUGGAUGCCGUCGCGGAGGCGGAGGAGCGGCAUGAACGAGAAGGCCCCCGCUGUCCCCACUACGCGGAGGAGUGUCAUGCUAUGGCGGCCAUCCAUCAGGCCCUGGAGGAGCUGCCAUCGUGA
Messenger RNA from Trypanosoma conorhini, 1029 nucleotides. RefSeq lists its product as uncharacterized. The record is from RefSeq and is a predicted model, not a curated record. The transcript has a single exon. Bases 1 to 1029 code for a protein of 342 amino acids. NCBI's taxonomy places the organism in Eukaryota, Euglenozoa, Kinetoplastea, Trypanosomatida, Trypanosomatidae.